AUGGAGAAGGUGUCCGCCGGCUGUCUGUGCGUGGCGCGCACGCUGGUACGGUCAAUUGCCUCACCAGCGCUGCGACCAGCAUUCCGAUUUAUGUCGUCGACGCCCUCCUCCUAUUCCUCCACCUCCACAGCCCUGCGGCGGCCAUGCGCAGCAGCACACCCGAUACGGCUGUUCUCCAGCACAUCAACUAACCGCAAUGCGGAUCGGCCACCAGCCAGCGGUGGCAGCAGCAGCACUGCCGCACCCGCACCUCCGCGGCCAAGCAGCGCCAGCCUCAUGGAGGGCCUGGCCGACCUGCUGCCGUCGACCCCUGGCACGUCCGGCUCGUCCCUGACCGGCCAGGCAUCGACAUCGUCGGCACUGUCUGCGUCUGCCGCCCCGUCUUCGACGCUGACCGCGGGCAUGGACGACAUUGACAGCAUGAAGAACGACGUUGAGGACAUGUUGGGCGAGUUCCACCUGGCCAUCUACGCGCACAAACACAACACACACGUGACCUUUUCGAAGCCCAACGGCAACGUGAUCAUGUCCAUGUCGACGGGCAACAUUGGCUUCAAGCGGUCGCACCGCGGCACGUACGAUGCGGCGUACCAGCUGGGCGCCGCCACCUGCGACCGCAUGUACCGGGGCAACUGGCACAAGAACAUGCACAAGAUGCGGGUGACGCUGCGUGGGUUUGGCCCCGGUCGCGAGGCGAUUACCAAGGUUCUGCUGGGCCAGGAGGGCAAGCUGCUGCGCACCAAGAUUACGCGGGUGGCCGACACGACGCGGCUCAAGUUUGGCGGCACACGGUCGCCGCGGCCGCGUCGCCUGGGUUAG
Sporothrix brasiliensis 5110 is the source of this 819-nucleotide messenger RNA. Its product is annotated as 37S ribosomal protein. The coding region runs from base 1 to 819 and encodes 272 amino acids. Gene Ontology annotation, cellular component: ribosome; mitochondrial small ribosomal subunit. Gene Ontology annotation, molecular function: mRNA 5'-UTR binding; small ribosomal subunit rRNA binding; structural constituent of ribosome. NCBI's taxonomy places the organism in Eukaryota, Fungi, Ascomycota, Sordariomycetes, Ophiostomatales, Ophiostomataceae. The record is from RefSeq and is a predicted model, not a curated record. The transcript has a single exon. Gene Ontology annotation, biological process: ribosomal small subunit assembly; maturation of SSU-rRNA from tricistronic rRNA transcript (SSU-rRNA, 5.8S rRNA, LSU-rRNA); translation.